Molecule: messenger RNA, 2016 nt
Organism: Epithele typhae
Lineage: Eukaryota; Fungi; Basidiomycota; Agaricomycetes; Polyporales; Epitheliaceae
Exons: 5
Coding region: 1-2016 (671 amino acids)
Source: RefSeq, a predicted model, not a curated record
AUGAGUACUAGCAACGGCAGGGGUGAAAGGAGUGGAAGUAAUGGUGAAAAGGAUGGCGGGAGUGGCGGCGACGGCGAGGGAGGCCGCGGAGGCGACAACGAGGGCCAUCCCGCCGGUUCACAUAGUGGCUACGUCAGUAUCCCGCGUUCGUUUGACGCCCGCGUGGGCACGGGACCGCGCCCGAAGGCAGAUGCGGAACUUCGACGUCAUCAGGCCGCGGGCGCCUGGCACCCCCUGUGGCGAGCGCGCGUUUGUCCGAAACAAGAGUCCACCGAGAAAAUGUCCGUGCGCUUCUUGGCCGCCACGCUUACCCCGCUCGGGUUACUCAUACUAGAACCGGCCUCAUCAGGCGCCGGAGGCUGCAUCUCACGUUCCGGGGGGCUCGCGCUUGGGACCAGGUCACGCGCCCGUUGGGGCGCGCUCCUUGGGCGUGCGAGGUUUGGGCGCCCGCGCGUCGUUCUUCGGCCGACGCCGGGGGCAGGUGGGGGAGUAGGCGGGAUGCGCGCCUGCGCAAACCAUGCACUUCGCCACAUGGACGGUGGGACCCGGGCGCUUGGCGAGCGCCUCGUGGUGGUGGGUGUGGUGCGACCCGGCACAGAAGCCGCACGCGGGGGCCGCGCGGCACCGGACGGCCGCGUGCCCGAACUGUUGGCAGUUCGAGCACUGGAGGGGGCGGUCGGGCACGCGCGCGAGGGUGCACGCGCGCGGGCCGAUGUCGAACAGAAGCCGCGACCCGUUAAGGGCGCGCAGCGUCUUGAAGUCCUCAUCGUCGAUGACGUCGACGAAGAGGGUGGCGGUGGUGGCGUCCGCGGCGUGGGGGCCCCAGCGGACGGAGGUGGUGGUGUCGGGGAGCGCCGCGCGGCCGUCGGACCAUGCGGUGUCACCGGAGCGGUGCACAGCGUCCCGGAGGACGUCGAGGGGGAGAGGGCGACGGGGGCGCCGGCGUCGUCGAAGCACCGAUACCCGGUUGACGUACCGGGAGGCGCGCAGGGGGUUGCAGAGGAGGCGGCCGAGGGCGUCCGCGAGGGCGGAGGCCUGGGCGUCCCACGUCAUGGGGGCGUCACGGGGGCAGAUCGCGGGGACGACCGUCCACCGCGUGCGCGCGGGGUUGGAGGAGAGGCGGUCGAUUUUGAAAUCGACGGCCCGGCGGAGGACCUCGAGGGCCUUGGCGUCGCUCGACCACACGGGGGCGUGGGUGAGGUCGUGGGCGGCGUGGAGGUAGACCAGCCGGGCGGACCCGGCUGGGCGGCGGCGGCGAAGCGCGGCCAACGUGUUUUGAAGCGCCGUCGGCGCGGCCUUGGCCGGGGCGACGGGGGCGGUGGCGGGGGCGGGGCAGGGGCCGUGGGAGCGGCGGCUGCCGCGGGGCGCGCGACGAAACCCUUGCGGGCCGCGCCGGUCACCCCCUUCCCCUUCCUCUUGGCGCCGGCGCGUGCAACCGUUGCCCAUGUGGGCGCGGGGACGCUGGCCGGGGCCGCAGGGCCGGGGGCAGGUUGGGUCGGGGCCCCGAAGGGCCUGGCUGGAAGGGCCGCGACGCCAGUAGGCACAGCGGGCGUGGGAGCGGGGGGCACGGGGUUGGCCACGGGGGCAGCCUCGAGGACGGGGGCAGGCGGGGGGGAGGCCGGAGGCGCCGCCUGGAGGGGAGGGGCGGGGAGGGGCGCAGUCGGGGGGAGCUCGACGGGGGCGACGUCCAUGGCGUCGGCCGCAGCCGGAGGGGGAGGGGGGCGGCCGCGCGGGCAACCUGCUCACGUCCAUGGCCAGCACACACUGUGUGGUGUUCUGGCCCCAGAACUGGGCGAGGGCGUCGCCGGACUGGCCGGGCGCCUUGUUGAAGAGGUUGGAGGCCUCCGCGAAGUUGGACUCGUUGAUGGGGCCAAGCCGGAGCGCGACCCCAAACAGGUGGAGGAGGAGCUCUCGCACCGUGGGCGUGGCAGGAGCUGCAGGGGGAGGGGGGCAGGAGCAGGAGUAGGGGCGGGGCCGGGGUCCGGCUCUUGCGGCGGCGGGAGGGGCGUACGGUGA